Molecule: messenger RNA, 1538 nt
Organism: Pocillopora damicornis (cauliflower coral)
Lineage: Eukaryota; Metazoa; Cnidaria; Anthozoa; Scleractinia; Pocilloporidae
Product: carbohydrate sulfotransferase 3
Biological process (GO): sulfur compound metabolic process; N-acetylglucosamine metabolic process
Molecular function (GO): N-acetylglucosamine 6-O-sulfotransferase activity
Source: RefSeq, a predicted model, not a curated record
CUCUGAUCGACAACUGAUUUAACAACAUGCGAAAGCAACUUGGUUUUCGCCAUUACUUUGCCAUCGGAACCGUGGUAACCGCUCUAGUUCUUACGAUUUCUUUUUUAAAUGAGCGUAUACCAACGUCGAGAGGUUUUCUCUCAGAAAACUGGGAGUCUGACGAUGUUCCCUCUAAAAGUUAUAAGCGACAACGAAAGGGCUUGUUAAUCAUAGGAAGAGGUCGAUCAGGCACGAGUUUCCUGUCGAAGAUGUUUGGGAGCGGAAAAAGAAUUUUCGAAGUUUAUGAACCUUUACGAUUUCGCAACCUCACAAACAUUGCAAAGAUAGAAGUUCUGAAAGCAUUUCUCUCCUGCAACUUCGCUUCAAGUCCUCUAUGGCAAAAAGACUAUUUUCCACCUUUCUGGUACUUGAAACAGAAGUAUUAUUUCGUUACUCCAAGUCAACACCUGGCGUGCCUAAAAUACAGAAGUGGAAGUACACGCUGUUUCCCUGCGGAGCAGAUGUUUACAAAAUUUAUCGAUAAGUGCAGAUACAGCUAUGACAGCACUGUGCUUAAGGAGCUUACUGAACGGUUACCAGACACCAGUUUGUCAAGUCUAAUACCGGAAAUUAUUGACCGCUCAUUAAGUACAGAUAUCAGACUACUGCACGUUGUGCGUGAUCCUAGAGGAAGUAUUAACUCGAGGAUUAAACUUAAGUGGAUGCCAGAUUACGAACAUCCACAAUUUAAGGAAAAGGUUCAAGACUACUGUAAUGGGAUUCUCCAAAACAUCGAGUUUGGUUUACAACUUAACGAAUCUCUCCAACAGAGAUAUAAACUUAUCUUCUACAAGGAUAUAGCCACCCGGCCGGUUGAAUCGGCGAGAGAAGUCUUCAAGUUCGCGGGAUUAAGGUUAUCAGACAAAACAUUAAGCUGGAUCGAAAACAGGACAAGUCCAAGUAAAAUGGAUUCGAGAAGGCAGUUUAAGAAUCCGUACUCGCUAGUAAGGGAUUCUAAGGCGAAUAUCGAAAAAUGGCGGAGAGAGUCGCCACCGGAACGAACUCUGAUUAUAGAGAGAAUUUGUAAACCGUUGAUUGAACUUAUGGAGAAAAUCAGUAUCGAAAGAGAAUAUUUUUUGAUAUAGAUAUCUUAAGGAAGCGCAAAAUGGUUUUGUUAUUUUGUUAGAAGAUAUUUCUUACACUUUUAGUACAGUGGUACUUUCUAUAUUCCUUUUCUAUUACACAACUUGCUGCCUUGGGAACUAGCUCAGAUCUGAGUGAGAAUGCUGGUCACCAGCUUAUAAAGGUGACACUUACUAAGCUGUCAAUCUUCAUGCAUCUUCAUCAUUUCUCACUUAGCCAGCGAAUCACGUUAAGUUACGAGAAAUAGUUCCCGCAUGCUAAGUACGUACCUUCGAGAUGUUUACGCUUUACAAAAUCUUUUUCUACCUUAAAUUUCUUACUCUUGCGGUCAAGGUUGGGCAAAAAAAGAACGAGAUUAUGGUAAUAUGAAAAUUAUAAUGAACUUAUUGACAGAAUUAGAAUCAUACUUGAAAAGA